AUGACUCGAAGCCAUUGCUAUUGGGUUUCUAGUACUAUUACUAUAUAUUUCUCCCUCCUUAUACACUCUCUUGCUUUCCCUUCGCUCCACUUUUGCCGCCACGACCAGAGGGAUACUCUUUUGGAAUUCAGAGACGAGUUUCCGAUCUUGGAGUCUAAACCAAAUCCGUGGAAUAAGAGCACUGAUUGUUGUUUCUGGGAGGGUGUCAAGUGCGAUGAUAAAUCUGGCCAGGUGAUAUCACUCGACCUUCAUAGAACACUUCUCAACAACUCUUUGAAAACUAAUAGUAGUCUUUUUAGACUCAAAUCUCUUAGUAACCUAGACCUUUCUGGUUGCAAUCUCCAAGGAGAGAUUCCUCCUUCACUAGGGAACCUUUCUCGUCUCAUAAAUCUUGAGCUUUCUUCUAAUACAUUGGUCGGUGAGAUUCCAUCUUCAAUAGGCAAUCUAAACCAGCUAAGAUCCCUUAACCUUAUGGCUAACGAUCUUACAAGAGAGAUUCCUUCUUCACUAGGAAACCUUUCUGGUCUCCUAAAUCUUGAGCUUUCUUCUAAUAGAUUGGUCGGUGAGAUUCCGUCUUCAAUAGGCAAUCUAAAACAGCUAAGAAAUCUUAGCCUUGCGGCUAACAAUCUCAUAGGAGAAAUUCCUUUUUCCCUAGGAAACCUAUAUUUUCUCUUAACUCUUGACCUUUGGAGUAAUCAUUUGGUAGGCGAAGUUCCAGCUUCCAUCAGAAACCUAAGCGAACUACGAGUCAUGUCACUUGAUCAUAACCGCUUAAGUGGUAGUAUUCCUAUUUCAUUUGCUAAUUUAACAAAGCUUUCCGAUUUUGGCAUCUUCAAUAAUAACUUCACAUCCCUUACAUCUGAUAUGAGUGGGCUACACAGCUUGGUGAAAUUGGAUGUUAGUGCAAACUCCUUAGUCGGACCUUUUCCUAAAUCUUUGUUCUCGGUUCCUUCAUUAAGAUGGGUUUAUAUGGAUAGAAACCAAUUCACAGGACCUAUAGAGUUUGCUAAUAUAUCUUCGUCAUCUAAGCUCGAGUUUCUACUCCUUACUUGUAACCUAUUAGAUGGUUCAAUCCCAAAAUCCAUAUCUAAAUUUCUCAACCUUUUAUUGUUAGAUGUUGCUGACAACAAUAUCAGUGGGACAAUUCCUAGAUCUAUGGCAAAGCUAGUUAGCCUUGGUAAAUUAGUUCUUUCCAACAACAAGUUGGAAGGUGAGGUACCAGGUAACACAUUCACAAACGGUAUCCCAUGGUUCUUGGCAAAUUUGACUAAGCUCGAGACGUUAGACCUCUCAUGUAACAAGCUGUCAGGUCAAAUCCCUCAAAAUCUUGGUAAACUCUCCUUUUUGUCAUAUAUGAACUUCUCCCAUAACUUUCUCCAAGGUCCAGUGCCACGAAGCACACAAUUUCAAAGGCAGAAAUGUUCUUCAUUUGUGGGCAACGCUAGACUCUAUGGUCUCGAAGAUAUAUGUGGAGAAAAUCGUGUUCCGAGUCUUGCAUCUCAGCAAUCCAAGGAGUUGUUAGAGGAAGAGGAAAACAUGUUCAACUGGGUGGCUGCUGCAAUAGCCUAUGGACCUGGUCUAUUUUGUGGUUUGGUGAUCGGAUACAUCUUUACUUCACACAAUCAUGAAUGGUUCGCUGAAAAGUUUGGUCGAAAGAAACUCAGAGUCACCACAAGUGCUCGUUAA
Molecule: messenger RNA, 1686 nt
Organism: Camelina sativa (false flax)
Lineage: Eukaryota; Viridiplantae; Streptophyta; Magnoliopsida; Brassicales; Brassicaceae
Source: RefSeq, a predicted model, not a curated record